AUGGCGUUCGCUAAGAACUACGCAUUUUUUGUGCUUAUCUUGUUUCCUUGUUCUCUCCAUGUAGUUCAUGCAUUGAAUUACGCUAUGUUUAGUUCUGGUGACGGCAAUUUCAAGUUGCAUUGGACCUAUAGCAACAACAAGCUGCUCUUCAACAUGACUUGUAAAGCAACCGGCUGGUGUGCUGUGGGUUUUACAGAAAAUCCUGGCGGUAGAGGUAUGGUAAACUACGAUAUCGCUGCCGGCGGGGUCGAUGGUAACACAUCUUAUCUUGAGGUAAGUUUGUAUAAUGUGACCGGUUGUGCUUUUCGGUAGUCAAGUAAACUAUAAGUAAAUUGAUCGUUUACCUGGUUGCUAGAGAAAAAUUGCUUGGAUGAACAGUUUGACAGUGAUGUGCACCGAGGGGAUCUAGACUAAGUUUGAGUUCGCCUUCAGAAUAAUUAUUUUUCUGAAAUACGGAGUUGAAAGCAACAAUUUACAUACUCAGAAAGACAGUGUUGCAUCUUGGCUGCCUUCGUAAAACAAAAUUUACUUUUUAAAAAAUUUCCAGCUUAGUGAUUGCCAAGACACCCACUAUCUUUUCAGUCUAUUUAAAGUGAAAGACGGCGUAGAAUGAUUUUAAUUUGAAUUAAAACUGCUUAAUGAAGUGAAGUAUAUGAAAUAAUUCAUCUUUGACUGCUUAGUGGGAAAAGCAUAGUGUUCAACAAAACCAAAGGUAGCAUUUACUGAAUUGAGGUUAGCGCAGCAUAAACUAUCUGCACGUCCGCCUUAUAUUUAUUUCUAUCGCGUGCCAACUGCGCUAAAUAUUUCUGCGGACAUGAUUUUAGACUUUUAGACUUCAGAACAUUCGCGUCUUAAAUUUUCUCAGCUAUUGCCGCAGUCAGAUAACUCAUGUCAGAAACAAAAAUCAGUCGGGACACCAAAGCGCUUUUUACGGAUUUUAAGGGAAUAUUGAAGACCCUAUCAUUUCUAUUCUUUGGACAAAGCAAUAUAUCUGCCUCAGGGUGUAUAUGAUACAGACCCUUUAGUCUACUUUUUUUCUUCUAAAACAGUUUGUUUAAGUUGAUUUAGCACCACAGAAGGAUUCUUUUAACUUAUGCGCACCUAAAUUAUCAAAAUUAUAAAAACUGAACAUUAAACCUUUCCCGUAUUCCUAUGGACAAAAGUGACAAAAAGAAGUGGUCGAUUUGAAUAAAAGACCCUUAGGCUAUUAAAAUGUUAACUCAAGCCUCGAUCACGCAUCACAAUCUUGCUUAUUGGAGCCGGCGGGAAUGUGGAAAAAGUCUUUAGGGUCUGGGUUGUUAUUCUUGCUGUAAAAGAUAGUAACGGAUUUCAUCUAUGAAAGGAAAAAAGAGGUUAAAACUAAUUUAAAAGAGCGUACUGAAAUUUUUCUGCUCCUCUCGAUACAUGACAAUGGCGUGCGUCAUGAUAUGAAAUGCUUGCAAGUCACUUUGCGUACAACCAAUGUACGAGUAACCAGGAGUAAACGGCUUUUAGAGAAAGAAUUAUUUAUUUCCUUUACUCAAGACAUUUUUCGUUCACAAGAAGUCUUUUUAUAUUCGCGAUUUCGUAUCCGCAAAGUUUCAUUCUUUACUGGUUUAGUUUGGUAUGAUUGUUUCUGAUACAAAAAUAGCUUAUAAGCCUUUUUCAAACAAAAGUUUUGUUAUGAUCCUAAAAUCCAUAGUUAAGGGUAUUGUGUAUAAACCGAGAAAAUAUUAAAUUUGACUGGAAUUCUCAGGGAAAUUUUUUUUAAAAAGUUGUAAAAGUGUGAAAAAUAGUAACAGAUAAAACUACUGUAAAACGGGCAACAAAGACGUCCAAGUUGUUUCGCAACAUUGCUGCAGAACGUGUUGACAAGCAUGUUACGCAUUCUAGCACCCACCUUUAAACCUGUAUUGAAAAAAAUAAAGGUUGCUGUAGGUUGAAUAAAUACUGACUUCUGAUUGGAUAAGAUUAUGCGGGAGUCACGCCAUACAAAGGCGUUACGUUACUUGCUGCAAAACAAGUUUGCCUUGGGCAGGUAAAACGCGCAACAUAGACAGAUCUUGUUGCAAAAAGUAGAACUACUCUCUACUUUCUGCAACAACUUUUCGCAACCUGCAACAAUCUGAUUUGUUAAAAGACAGGUUUGAGAGUGGGUGGUAAAAAGCGCAACAUCGCUUUUCAACUUCUUUUGCUGCAAUGUUGCAAAACAAGUUGCACCUUUUUGGUGCCCGUUUUACCGUACCUAUAACAAAAAUAGGUGAGCACGAAUCAGUUUAAAUACUUUCAAAUUCAAAAUCAUUUUCAGUACGUCAAUAAAAAACCAUGGUAGUGCUUUAUUUCUGUUUACAAAACUCCGUUAAUGAAAGACAUCUUUGGAAUGUACAUAAGGUCCGUUCGUUUGACGCACUCUGACAAAUUCUACGUUUUUCAUAUUGCUCUAGUAAGAGCAAAUCAGUGUCAAACAACUGUUUGGGAGUCACGCGAUGUGGAAAUGAUUUAAGUCUUUAAUAUCCCAAAUUUCGAACACCACUCAACAAAAAGACCGACUCGACAGGUGACCAUUCUACUUAGUUCGCCGUCUUUCUGCAACAUUAUGAAUGAACUCCAACGUUUUGGCUUUUUUACGGCACGUGAUCAAGGAAAUAAAUUCAUCAUGCCCUAGAAGGGCAGAUAUUCCAUUAGUUAACGCAACUUGAACAGGGUGUCUUUUUUUCACCGGAGGCUUUAAAAGAAUGAGAAGGUUGGCGAAAAAAGGUCCAAAAACGGUCCACAUGUGUGGUACCAACAAUUAUUUACCGGACAAUUCAAGUUCAUGAUGAUGGUUUAAAAACUAUGUUACGUUUGUACUAAAACGAAGGAGGAGAGGCAUCACUGCCCACACUAGUCUGUUUACUGAACUUGUUACUACAUAGAAAUUUCCUUGUUUAUGUCUUUCCAUACGAUGAUAAACAAUUAUUGGAUGAACUUUUUGUGAUAUCCGGAAUAAUGAAAAUCGAGGUAAGUGUUAUCAGCCGAGCCGAAGGCCAAGGCUGAUAACACUUACCGUCUUACCGAGACCUUGGCAUGUUAUAUAGGAUGUCACAAAAACUAAAUCUAACAAUUGUUUUAUUAUACAUUGUUUUGAAAAAAAUAAUAACAACAAUCACACCGUCGCACGGAACCUGAAUUGAUAUUGUUACAGGAAAUCAUAAAUUGCGCGCGCAACCUGCAGAUUAGACAGUUAUCUGCUAGCAAAUAACUAACUAAUCUGUAAGUACGCAGGUUUCUAAAUAGAGCGGUAUGAUCUUAGCCAAUAAGAAGACAGAUAGCGAGUACAAUGAAUAAUAACGACGUUAAUAUCCGUUUACAACGUUUAGCAUUCGGGAGUUUAUCUACUCUGAAGACGGUUUUCGAAUUUAAAAUUCCUUCAACCCUUACCAAGAUCGCUUGAAAUCUUUUAAAGCAUGCACGCGUCAACGCAUACGUUUCAAUUUCAAUUAAACAAAGUGAGCCAAGCCUAAUAGAGUUCCAGCAAACAUCAAGGAAACACAAAGAAUGUUUUCUGUAGGUAGAAAACGCAAAAAAUCUCUUGAAAUAUGCCAUAACCCGAGUCCAAGCAGAAUUGUAGAAUGAACGCUUAUGAAAUUUAAAAUAAGUUUGUAGAAUAAAGUAAAAACAGACAAGCUAAGUAAUUAUUUGUGAAAAUGCAAACGUCCUCUGCAGGCAUCAUGAACUCACUAUAUGAGAGCGCUUGUUUAAAUUACAGCCGAAGCUCUUGUAAGCAACCACUGGUUUUAUAAAUUCGAUGAGUGGUCGUAAUUAGGCUGACUACGAGAAUGAGCUCUCGUAAGCGACCGCAUGGUGAAACACAAGAGGGUGGUGUCAUUUAUAAUUCAUAAAGGAAAAAAAAACACAAAAAAAUGUUUGAUUAGAAGUGUCUUUAUAUCUAAUAUAGACACGGCUAAACUUUACUUCCAAUUAUUAUGACCAAAAUAACCCAAACUGACUGUAUGUGUAACCGCCUGCAUAUGUGACUUACAGGAUUACUGGAGCAACACAACAGGGCAACCACCAAAAGAUGCUGUCAACAACUUUCAGCUAGUUGAAGCCAUGGAGAUGGGUGGAUAUACCAGCGUAAAAUUUGAAAGAAAUUUGACGACAGGAGAAGCAAACUUAGAUGUUCAGUUUACGGUAAAGUUGUACAUUAACAAAUAUUCAAGUAACGUGUGUGGGCCAGCUGCUAAGUUUUACUCACCAAAAAUGCUUGUGUGAAGGCCUCAGUAAAAUCUCAGGUAAUUUUACUUUGCAUCUCAUUAAAGUCGGAAAGUUGAAACAAUUCAAGAAAGUUUCAAGUGACUUAAAAACCAUCCUUAUGACCGACUUAUCUGACUUGAGCUUUGAGAAAGGCGAAACAUGUCAAUCAAUUUUAACUUUGUUGUGUGGGAAAAUAGCUUAAUAAGUCAACCUGAAGUAAAAAAGAAUCGGUUGUGUGUGAAAAAUUAUUUUUCUCGUAGUAAUUAAAAUUUACUUGUCUUGAAAUAUUUCUUAGCUUGUUUAGUCUCUAGCGUAAAGACUACCAAGAAGUUAUUAUAAGAAAUCGAAGUCCCAUAGUCAAAAGUAAAUAAUCACUGAUACCAUGCUGAUAUGCAAAGACUUUCAGACUGUUGGGUGAUGGUGUUUUCGGCAAAUGAGCUUUUGAGAUCAAAGUCUUCGUGUUUGAGCUGCAGCCUGCUUUUACGAAUUCGUAGCAAACAGGUCUGCUACUCUACCAAUGUUAACGUCUGUUUGGUUAUAAAUGUGCUAUAGGGCCGGGAGGAUAUAAAAAGCCUCCCUUUAGUCAUCAUAUUGGGCCAGCUGUAUGUGUGCAGACGAACAUCUGCUGCUGUAGGGCCGCGGGGAUAUAGAUAGCCUCGAUCCCUUCUGUCACACUAAGCCAGUUCUAUGAGUACAGACGAACAUCUGUCGCUAGUGGCUUAUCCCCGUAGAAACCAGUGGAAUCAUACUUCUAACACCUUGGUGUAAGGCCUUUUUCUCCUUCUGGCACAAAAAGCAAAGAAGAUGAUGAUCAUUGUUUAGUAUGGUGCUGCAUGCUAAGGGUGUUUGAGGUCAUUUAAAAUGGCCUGCUAUUUUUGAUUUUCUGAAAAUUCAGAUGUCCACGUGGUGUCGAGACCACACAUCUCCAUACCUGAGGUCUGAAAUACGAAACUGAGAGGAUAACAUUUUGCUGCUUUUAUUACUGUAUCGUAAGUUUUACGGGUACGUGGGGGAAAGCACUUUAACCCAGGAUUCAGUUUCUUCAUCAUUUCCAUUUCUUUAAUUUCAGUAUACUUGUUUACUUCGAAAACUUGUUUUCUUUGUCUACCUUUGGAUUUCAGAUGAACACUGAAGUCUAUAUUGUCUGGGCUAUGCACCCAACUGACGAUGCCGAUCCAACGGCGUCAAAUUUGAGCCCAUACCACGGUAACACCAACAGGGGAAGAACAACAAAUAAGCGAAACCUGAUCGCUGAGGCCAUGGCUGCAGCGAUGACACCUACCACCACUACCAUGAUGAUGCCAUUCACAUCUCUUGUUUCCACGCCUCAACCAACAGGUAAUGACAGAUGUCAACAUAAAUCAUAGUCUCAGAUUGGGGCUCGUCUCGAUCUUACAGUAAACUUUCACCACAAACAUUUUAUCGACCCGACUAACUGCCCCUGGGUCUCCGAGGAUGCAAUUACAGUGGAAACUCGAUAUAACGAAGGGCCAAGGAACUGGCAAAAAUUGUUCGCUGUAACAAGGUUUCGUUAUAUCGAGGUUCAUUUUCAUAUAUUUUACUAUUACUGGGGUAAAGAAAAUCUUUCGUUAUAUCGAGGUCUUCCUUACAUAGGGGUUCGUUAUAACGAGGUUCCACGGUGACUUUUCGGGCCCGAAAUCAAAUUUUCAAAUCGAAAUAAAACAAAUGAGAGCACGGGUCCUGGGUAGCAAACUUCUCCAUUUUGUUUCAUCAACUGAUGGUUUUAUCUUGUUAAAUGCCAAACUAUUGAAACCUUCAUCUUGCUGGAAGAAACAACAGCUUUACUAGCCCGUUGAUUAUCGGGACUUUAGAGAAACGGCUCCCAGGACAUAUUGAUACUGAAAUUGAUUUUGUCUCGGGCAACGCUUGAGGGGACUAAAUAUAUCAUUCCACCAAAAUAUUUCUCCGUUUCUGAUUGGCUAACAGAGAUAACAAAUAACAAAGUGAGAGUUUAACCCUGUUCGCCCUUCGUUAAGUGGACUACCAGGGAUUUGAGAUCAAUGGUUUGGAAAUAGGACCACGUUUUUCAAAAUGGCGACAAACAUCUGAAUACUCUGCCUUGAAUGAAAAACGACCCUAGCACAACAGGAGAAUACUUGCACAAUGAAACCCAAAGACAAAAAGAUUUUAGUCUGAGAGGGUUUUCGUUUCAGAAAGUUCAGUUGUAGAAGAAAAAAUGACAUUUCACACUUGCUGUAGAUUUAAACGUUCCCCGCCGUAGACUUUUUAAGAAUUUUGGAGAAAAUGAUCUUUUAAGAAAAUUUGGAGCAACUUGUGGCUGAGGGUAGGAAAAAAUCUUUCCGAUAUGUGACGCUCCACUUGAUCGAAGGGAAUACAUGCGCACAGCUUCGCUCCGUUACAGAAAUCGCGUCGAAAUCGAAUAUGUGAACAGAAAUCCUAUCCGGUAUGAUUUUUGUGCCGGCGCAAAGGCUAUCCGCUUUUCUGUGAAUAUGGCCUCAAUCACUGCAACCAAACAUUUUUAAUCAUCACGACUUCGUAGUCUGGAUUCUUCUUCUCGUAACACAAAGUGUUUAUUAUUAUUAUUAUUAUUAUUAUUAUUAUUAUUAUUAUUAUUAUUAUUAUUAUUAUUAUUAUCAUCAUUAUUAUUAUGAUUAUCAUUAUCAUCAUUAUCAUUCACUGUUUAAUUUUCUUUUUGUUAGACGCUCUUUUAAUUCCCAACGGCGUAGUGGUUAGCGGAAGCAUCACGAUUCUCAUUCACAGCCUAGAUAGUUCAUAAUCAGGACGGAAAUUCGUACAUUCGGUCGCGCAUGACAAAUGACCAUUUACUGGUGUAGGGUUGAAAUAAUUAUCUAUCCUGGUCGAAAUCUUUUUCCGUCAUUUCAGCCGCGGCUACAAUUUGAAUUCAAAAGAUUUAUGUUUAGCCCCAAAAAUGAGGCCCAUUUUGGCAGUUAAAUACUAACAAUAACUUUUUUGAGGACUUAUUUUGCUAUCUAAACUCAGAGAAAAUUGCUUUUUCUUCAGGAAUAACACCUACCACCAGUACCAUGGUAGUGCCUUCUUCCUCAAUUGGUUUAACGCCUCAAUCAACAGGUAAUGUAGACUAGCAAAUAUUCAUUUCUGUUAAUUUAAUUGUAAGAAUAAGUUGUAGCUGAUCAAGAUUUACCUUGUUCUUCCAACAUUAUAAAAAGAGAAUUGGUGACAUUGUUAACUCGGCAUAUUGUCAGUGAACUUUAAAAAAAUCACUUUGUCUACAGACAGAGCCGCGGAAAAUGAAAAACUUAUAAUGAAUAUUAUAAUGAAAGAGUUACUCGUCUAAGCCUUAUCCAAUCAUGAUUACUUGUGUCAGUAAUUUAAUGUUUGAUAGUAACAACCUCGAAUAUUUUUUAUCAUUUCCGAUGACCACCGUUCAAAGCACCCCAAAUAAUUACUCUGACCACUGAUUAUAAAUUUCAGUGAUCCAGUUUUAAAAUAACAAAUAUCAAGAGAGGAUGAAGAUAUAUGUAUAAGGGAUGGACAAAGACUUGUUAUUGUGUAAGCCCUGCUUUAACACGACACUGCAUCUGAUCUGAAAAUCGACUAUAUGUUAGAAAGUUCUAAUGCUCAAGAAUACCAAAACUGAACUUAUGCCGAACAAAAACUUGGAAAAUCUUCGAAAAUAUUGAGAACUGCAAAUACUAAAAAUUUUUUAAAAGAUAUGAAUUAAAAUAUUUAUUCAAGCCUCGAGCUAAAAAGGAAUAUUAUUAUUGAAAAAUAAUUUUGAUUUUCUACAUGUCCUCUUACAUUCAGGAGAGAAGGCGCACAUUUUCUUUUGUUAUAUCGUAUUGCUAACUUAACUGUGUCAAUAACAAAAUGCUUGAAUCUGAUUGGUUCUUAACAGACUAUAUUUAUAGCUUCAUUUUACUCCAAAAAUUUCCGAUUUGACCUGUCCGAUUACCAGGAGCUUGUAAUUGGACAGGUCAAAUCGGACAGUUAAAGAAACAAUGAUAAUCAAGUAGAAAAUACCACUAGCCAAUAAAAUUUAAAUACAUAGCACGUGAUAACCAAUCAAAAUCAAUGAAAAAAUAGUGACCAGGUAAGCUGACCAGUUGCUACUGGAAAAGAAUAAUGGAUGAAACUAACUGGUCCAGUGACUUUUAUUUACAUUUAAGGUGAUUCCUUAGUAAAAGAACCAAACAUAGAUUGUAGAUGAAACUUGGUACACUGAUGCAACAAGUCAAGAAGAUGAUAAAAAACUAAUAAAAAGCUGGGGUCACCGUGCUCGUUUUGACGUCACAAUGCUGACAAAUACGGCUAUUUAGGACCCUUUUACAAAAACCGCGGGCAGCCCAAAACUAGACAAAAAGGAGAGUUUUUUUCGAUGAUGCAUGUGGUAAUAAUAAUAAUAAUAAUAAUAAUAACGAAUAUUUAUACAGGAUAGCCCUUCAGUGCAAGAGCACUGUUAUCAAAGGGGUCCUGUCAUAAUAACAUAAUAUAAGGAUUCUGUGUAUCACACAGAAUUUGAUUUUAAUGUAUUGUUUAUCCACUUACGUACCAGAAAAUGCCUUUUAAUGCCCUUGUUUUUACUUUACGCUCCAAAGUAGAAUUAAAUUGGACACGCGCUAUUCGACCCGUGAUAGCUCAAUCCGUACAAUUUAGUAAAAUUGCCAAAAAACUGAACAUAGAUUUGUGCCAAUUUUUUUCUCAUCGAAAGGAAGCACUGUCCUUAUUAAAAUCAUGAAAUAAAAAAUGGGGGUCACCGCACUCGUUUUUGCGGUAGAGCUGAAGAAAGUGCGCACCAAAUGCAUUUUCUCCGAUUUUUGAGAGAGGACUGGGGCGAGUGUCAAAAUAGAAUGUAUGUGAAAUGGGGAAGAAAGUAUUAAAAAAUCCGUCUUUACAGAAUUUACAUCGAGAUAUCACAUUUAGGACACAAUGUGAUAAAGAAAGCGUUUAAAUGAAACUCAAAUUGAGUAAUCACAAGUUAAACAUCCACUAUCGAGGUUCUCCGAGAGGAAGUAGAACUCAGCACACGCGUACUGCUUACGUUACGCACAUUCCCAACACAUUAAGUCUCACCUCGGCAAGAAACAACUGCAAGCAAAAAUUCCAAUAGCGUUUCUCUUCAGUCAACUUCAUUUUAAUAAUGUUACUUCACAUGCUCUUUUUUACGGCGGCCAUCUUGUUAUGCGCAGUAAGAAAUGCGCAGUGCAAAACCAGGGAAUCACCUUAACAAUUAUUCUUUGAAAUCGAGGUGAAUAUAGUGGCUAAAUAUUUACAAGACUGAGAUUCUCGCAUUUUGUUAUUGACUCAAUUAAUUGGUAAUAGGACUUCGUGUCAUAAAAUUCAGCGGUAAUCGGGCUCGUAAUUUCAAAUUCAAAAUUACUGGCUCGAUCACUCGCUGAAUUGAACUCCACUCAGUCCUGUUACCAUUACUUAAAGAUACAACAUUCCUGAACGAAUUGGAAAUAAGGAGAGGGGAAAUUCGACGCACUCAGAGAAAAACCUCCCGGAGAAAAGACUAGCCUGUACACAGGCUAAAAAAAGACGAGAACCAACCAAAAAAAUUAACUCAUACAUGGCGUAAGUGAAGGAAAGCACCAAGACCCAAACGAAAACAAAACCAAAUGAUCCCCGAGAGACCAGACAACCAUUAAGAGGAAAAAAAAUAGACCACAGUAUCAACACAUGUUGGAGCCUGUGAGCAAGAUUCUGGGGCGGGGAUAUGGAUAAAGGAGCCCCCCUUCCACAGGGCUAUAAGCCCUAACUGGCCUGAAACGUGUUGGACCCUAGCAGGAUGCGCAUAUUGUGACCGGUGCGUGAGCCACAAUUACUGACUUUUAUUCCACACCGGAUACAUGUACAUACGAAUUUUGUUAGAUCGUGUUAUCUCUACACAACCAAUUUCAGUCAGGGUUUUAGUUGGGGAAGCCGGAGCUUAACAAUUAUAAACGUCUUAUAGGAUAAUUUGUACCUUAACGCGUUCAAGUAAACAGCAAUAUUAUUCUAAAUUUUUUAAUGAUAACUUAACUAAUAUGAAAAAAACAUUGGAGGGAAUAAAAAAUGUUCUUGCCCGUAAAUUGAAGAACACGAGACCUAUUACUUUUAUAAAAGACCCUAAUGACAAUGAUUCUCUCACGACCCAAGUAGAAUAG
Messenger RNA from Porites lobata, 10325 nucleotides. Lineage: Eukaryota; Metazoa; Cnidaria; Anthozoa; Scleractinia; Poritidae. The record is from the annotation of a GenBank genome assembly.